Molecule: messenger RNA, 2090 nt
Organism: Helobdella robusta
Lineage: Eukaryota; Metazoa; Annelida; Clitellata; Rhynchobdellida; Glossiphoniidae
Exons: 13
Coding region: 1-1851 (616 amino acids)
Biological process (GO): proteolysis
Cellular component (GO): plasma membrane
Molecular function (GO): peptidyl-dipeptidase activity; metallopeptidase activity
Source: RefSeq, a predicted model, not a curated record
AUGGAGUUUUUUAAUCAAAUUAGGUCAAUAUUAACUGUGGGCUUAAUUUUAUUUUUUGUCGCAGAAAGCGCCAUAAUACAGAUUAGCGAAGCAGAAGCAAAAAAAUGGCUAAACAAGUACAACGUUGAUGCUGAAAAAUAUUUUUUUGAAGCUACGGAGGCCGAUUGGAACUACAACACUAAUCUCACUGAUUACAAUUUGGCAAUUUCUGUUAGUCUAUUUUCAAAUGAUUUGGCGAAUUUUACGGAGACAAAGGCAAAGGAGGCCAACAAAUUCGCUUGGAAGAAUUUCACGGAUGAAUUGUUGAAGAGAGAAUUUUCAAAAAUCACUGAUAUUGGGCCUGCAAGUCUUUCUGAUAAGGAUUUUCAAAGGAUGUCAACACUGAACUCUGACAUGACGAAGAUAUACAGUACAGCUAAGGUAUGCAACAAGCCUAAUGACAGUUCAGGAAAAUGUUAUCCAUUGGACCCAGAUCUAUCUGGAGUUAUAGCCAAAUCAAAUGACCUUGAUGAACUGACAUGGGCCUGGAAAGGAUGGAGGGAUGCAUCUGGCAAGUUGAUGCCUGACAUGUAUGAAGAAUUUGUCAGCCUACUCAAUAAAGCUGCCAAGAUUAAUGGAUAUGAGGACAAUGGUGAUUACUGGAGAUCCUGGUAUGAAUCCCCGACAUUCAGAAAAGAUUGUGAAGAUCUCUGGCUUGAAAUUAAACCAUUCUACGAACAACUCCACGCCUAUGUUAGGAGGAAACUUCAACAGAAAUAUCCUAAACUGUCAUUCCCAAAAGAUGGGCACAUCCCUGCUCAUCUUCUUGGCAACAUGUGGGCACAGGCCUGGAAUAACAUUGAGUACAUGGUCAGACCGGCCCCAGAUCUGCCAAGUAUGGAUAUUACUGAUGAACUUGUUAAACAGAACUACACAGCUCUGAAAAUCUUCCAACUGUCUGAUCAGUUCUUCAAAUCUCUCGGUCUCAUUCCCAUGCCUGAACCAUUCUGGCAGAAGUCGAUGAUUGUGAAGCCAGCAGACCGCGAUGUUGUGUGCCACGCUUCAGCCUGGGACUUCUACAACAGGAAAGAUUUCAGAAUUAAGCAAUGUACGACAGUGAACAUGGGCUGGUUCAUGACAACUCACCACGAGAUGGGUCACAUAGAAUAUUACCUCCAGUACAAAGAACAGCCGAUUAAUUUUAGGUCUGGGGCUAACCCAGGCUUUCACGAGGCAAUAGCAGACAUCGCAUCUUUAUCAGUGGCCACACCGGAAUAUUUGAAAUCAGUUGGACUGCUGCCUAACUUCGUUGAUAACCCAAGUGGCGAUUUGAACUUCCUAAUGAACCAGGCUUUGAGCAAGGUGGCCUUCCUUCCCUUUGGGUACAUGAUCGACCAAUGGAGGUGGGAUGUUUUUUCAGGGCAGACUCCGAGAUCGCAGUACAACAGCAAAUGGUGGCAAAAUAGAUGCAAAUAUCAAGGAAUCUAUCCGCCAGUUAAAAGAUCAGAAUUUGAUUUUGACGCAGGUUCAAAGUUCCAUGUUCCUAAUAACACCCCAUAUAUUAGGUACUUCGUGGCCCAUAUAAUUCAGUAUCAAUUCCAGGAAGCUCUAUGCAAAGCUGCUGGUAACACAAGACCAUUACAUAGAUGUAAUGUUGCCGGUUCUAAAGAGGCAGGCAAAAAAUUAUCGGAGCUUAUGACGUCAGGAGCAUCAAUUCCCUGGCCAAAGGUUCUUCAGAAAUUGACUGGCACAGACAAAAUGUCCGCUAAACCACUAAUGGCCUACUUCAAACCUCUCAUUGAUUGGCUGAAGAAGGAGAACCAAGGUCAAAAAGUUGGCUGGGAUGAGAAAUGUCCACCCGGCUCUUUAUAAUUGAUGAUAAUUUUUAAUUUAUAGAGACCUUUUUACCGGUUACUUCUAACUGACACCAUGUGAUAAUAAUUUGAUUAGUGUGAUUUUAUUAAAAUUUUGAUACUUUUGAAUUGAUGAUCAAUCGUCGCUUGCGUAAUUAUAAUUUUUUAUUGUUCAUUUUUUAGAUUUUAGAGAAUAAUAAUACUCUGAUUAUUAUGCAUCGAAACGUUCUUUGUUCUAAUAAAAAGCUAAAUACAAAA